Molecule: messenger RNA, 534 nt
Organism: Miscanthus lutarioriparius
Lineage: Eukaryota; Viridiplantae; Streptophyta; Magnoliopsida; Poales; Poaceae
Source: the annotation of a GenBank genome assembly
AUGCCUCCGCUCGCCAUCGUGUCCACCCCAGGGCCGCUCUCGUGCUUGACCCGCCGUCGCACCUCCCCACGUGGCGCGGAUGACACCCGUGCCCUGAUCUACCGUCCACGUCGAGACGUGAAGGAAGUUCGUGGAAUUGGACUGUCACGGUCAAAGCUUGAGCGUGCAGACUUGGGUCGGAAGAUUCAUCCUGUUGUUUCUCGUCUGUGUGCUUCCAUUCAGGGUACUAGUCCAGCUCGUCUGGCUGAAUGUCUGGGACUUGAUUCGGCUAAGUUCCAAUCAAGAGUGACUGAGUCUAGCAAUCAAGAUACAUCUACGAUGCUAUUAUAUGUAAUCGAUGAUGAAGAUGAGAGAUAUCGUGGUUGUGAGCCACUACGUUUAUCAUGCCCAAGUUGUUCGGGUACCUUCGACUGCCCUCAUGUAUCUAGUCUGAUUACUAGUUCUACAAGUGUAUCAGAUCCAAAUGAUGUAUUGUGCAAGACCUUGUUGGAUGAUGUACUGUGCAAGACAAGAUUGUUGUUAUAUAUGUAUUGA